Messenger RNA from Alligator mississippiensis (American alligator), 2246 nucleotides. It is a transcript of the gene CLEC11A, whose product is annotated as C-type lectin domain containing 11A. The transcript is spliced from 4 exons. The coding region runs from base 108 to 1031 and encodes 307 amino acids. NCBI's taxonomy places the organism in Eukaryota, Metazoa, Chordata, Crocodylia, Alligatoridae. The record is from RefSeq and is a predicted model, not a curated record.
CCCCCCCCUCCCCGCCAGUGCUGGGCAGGCACUGCCCGGUUGGAGAGGAAGGGGCUGGACAAGGUGGUGCUGGGAGCAGAGUGUGGGGACACCGAGCAGACACGGGCAUGGGGUGCAAGGCGCUGCUACUGCUGCUUCUGGGGCUGCUUCUGGGGACACCCCAGGGCCAAAGCCAGAGUGAGGGGGAGCUCAGCUCAGCAGAGAGAGAAGCCUUGAUGCUAAAGCACUUGCAGGAAGUGCUGCAGCUCCCCGAGGUGGAGGGCCAGGGCUCCCCCGAGGUGACACUCACGGAGCUGGGCCCUGACGGAAGCAAGGAGGGGGGUCAUGUGGAGGUAGAGGAUGGGGCCCAGGGCAGGGAGGAGAAAGCUGCCCCCAUGCAGCCAGCCAUGACCACGGUGCCCCCCCAACCUGAAGAGGAGGAUGGAUUAUCCUACAUCUUCUUGCGCCUGGCCAGCCUGGACACGGCUGUGCACCGCCUCAAUGUGCAGUUCCAUGCCAUGGACGUGCGCAUGGCCCAGUUCUCUCAGGGCCUGACCCAGCUACGGACAUGUCUGGCUGAGGCCCAGGAGGUGCUCAGCGCCCUCAAUCAGACCAGCACCCGCAACCAGCAUGACAUCGGCAGGAUGGAGGGCUGCUUGCGGGGCCGGCGGACCCAGACCAAGUGCUUCCUAAUCUUCAAGGAAUUUGAGGGCUACGACCAGGCACACACACUGUGCCAGACACGAGGCGGGAACCUGGCCAUGCCAGCUGACGCCACUGAGCUAGGCGUUCUACGUCGAUACCUCUAUGAUGCCUUCCAGCCCUCCAACUGGCCAUGCUGGGUGGGCAUCCAUGACCGACGGGCUGAGGGGCUGUGGCUGUUCGAGAAUGGGCAGCGUGUCUCAGUCUUUGACUGGUACAAGGACCACCUGGUAAGCCAGCCCAAUGGGGGCAUGCGAGAGAACUGCAUCUCGCUCUCCUCCGACGAUGGCAAGUGGUGGGACAGCGACUGUGCCCAACGUAUGUACUAUGUCUGCGAGUACCGCCUGUAGUAGUAUGAGUACUGCCCUGCCCUAUAAGUACCCCUCCACUCACCAGGACCACGGCUGCCCUAGUGUAUGGUUCUGGCUGAUACCAACUACAGCCCACCCCUGCACCCCACCCCAAUCCCUCCCCACCACAGACUCUGGCCUCAUUCCUACCCUGAAACCCCAGGGACCCUUCCUAAGCUACCACUGCCUCCAACCCAACUCCUCUCAGAUCCUGAACUCACUCCAUUUGACCCCCCAAGGCACUCCCCAAACAACUACUGCCUCUAACCCAACCCACGAUGGACCCUGAUCUAUCCCCCACUCCCAACCUUCCCCACCCCAACAACCAAUACCCCCUUUCCCAUCUCACACCUAUCCCAGUCCUGCAGAUUCCUCCUCUCCCCAAACAGCCACUGCCCCCCAACCUUCCAGAAACCUUGACCUCCGCCCCAGGGACCUCCACCAAGCAUUGCCCCCAGGGAGCUGGUAUCCAACUACCAACCUCUCCCCCACCCCAACCCCUAGAUUCAACCCCUACCUUUUUACCUCUAAGGGGGAGGACAGCUGCAGCUGGUGCAUGACCUGGCUGCAAGGGCUGACUCAAGGGGGGCUGCAGGGACAAAGAAAGCCACAUAGGCACUGCUGGGAGUAGCCCGUCCCCAUAUGCCAAUGGCCAGCAGCGAGGACCUCCCCAACAAAGCUAGGUUUCCCCCCACCCCAGUUCCACCCCUGUGCUGCAGGUCACCAGGGGCAGCUCCCCGCCCCCCUGUCAUUUAUUACCUUUGUCCCAUUAAGUCUUAGGGCACUUGGGGAUCAAAGGUCACCAAUGCAGAGCUGUCCCUGGAGGUGGGGAGAGUCUGUACUCUUAUCUCCCCCACACACACUUUGACAGUACUCGGGCAGAUCCCUUCCCCUACCAGCAGCUCUGCCCCAUCCCAUUCAUUGGCCCCCUGGCAGCCCCCAUUUCCCCCACCCAAAGGCAGAUCCCUGCCCCAGCCGAAUAUCACACCUGUAGGCACCUCCUGUAAAACAGACACUCUUUUAUUUGUUUCCAGCUCAGGAGAAAUAUCUUUGGCUUCUUCCCCUCCCAUCACAACCCGAGUCUCUGGCCAGUGGAAGUCAGGAGGCUGAACACCCCCUCCCCCUCACCCCAAUCUCCUCCCCACCUGCCCCCCAGCUGGGUCAGUAGCUACGGAAAGCUUAUGUAAUUAUUCAUAUUAUUUUUUAACUUAAAAA